AUGAAUGACGUGUCUUAUGCUAUGGAUGAAUGCACAGUAUUCACGUAUGCCGAUGACACUCAAUUGUUCAAGUCUGCGAAAAAUAUCGACCAACUUGCCAUAAGUGCUGAUCUGAAAAGGUUGAUGAGUGGUUUGAAUUCAAACAAAUGAAAAUAAAUCAUUCAAAAUAUCAAGCAAUUACUUUUGGAAGGGUCGAGAGAAAUCCUGUGUUGACCUGUGAAGGAACCGUUAUCCCUAUUCAAGAUAAAAUGGAACUCCCUGGCGUCACUAUCGAUAACAAGCUUAAGUUUGAGGGACAGAUUCGUAAACUCUGUUGUAAAGUAAGUCAACAGGUUGCUGUUCUCAAUCGUCUGAAGAAAAUAUUGCCUUUUGAACCAAGGAUAGAUACAUAUCGUGCUUUCAUUGCACCGCAUUUCAAUUACUGCUCAGAGUCGUGGCAUCACUGUGGUAGAAGAGGUUCCGGCAAACUUGAAAAAGUCAGUGAACGAGCCCUUCGCUUUGUGACCCGUGACAAGUCAACCACGUACGAGACGUUGCUAAAACAACUAAACUUGCUGUCUCCAUUUAAUCAAAGAAUUGUUGAAAUGGCCACCGGUGUCUACAAAGCUAUCCAUGGGUAUUAA
Messenger RNA from Pocillopora meandrina, 623 nucleotides. Lineage: Eukaryota; Metazoa; Cnidaria; Anthozoa; Scleractinia; Pocilloporidae. The record is from the annotation of a GenBank genome assembly.